Molecule: messenger RNA, 390 nt
Organism: Monoraphidium neglectum
Lineage: Eukaryota; Viridiplantae; Chlorophyta; Chlorophyceae; Sphaeropleales; Selenastraceae
Exons: 3
Coding region: 1-390 (129 amino acids)
Source: RefSeq, a predicted model, not a curated record
AUGCUCGCCCUUUCCGCGGCCCCACGUGCGGCGCGCGCCCAGCCCGCCGCCGCGGCCCCGAAGGAGUCACCCGCCGCCACCGCCGCCGGCCGCCCGGGCGCGUCGGUCAGGCAGGUCCCCGCGUUCACCGGCGUCGUGAGCUGCGCCCCCUUCACCGUGCUGGUUGCGCCCAGCAGCGGCCCCGGCAACGCUUCGUCCGUCCUCCUGGAGGCCGACCCCGAGGUCUCCUCGGCCGUCGCCCUGCAAGUGGCCGACGCCACCCUGUACGUGUCCCUAACCUCGGACUUUGCCUCCCGCGCCCCCAUCAAGCUCACCGCCCGCGUGCCGGCCGACAAGCUCACGCGCGUCGCCAGCCGCGGCGGCGCCACGGGGGGGGGGCCACAUUUGUGA